CCUUAUUUCAGCGCGGCAGCGUGGGCAUAAAGAGCAGAGAGCGAGGCGCUUCCUCCCACUGUCACCACCAUCCUCUGGAGCAGAGCCGAGGGACACACUGGGAUCAUCCUGUGGGAUCUAGGAGCUCGACCUUCUCCGUCCAUCAUGUUCUUCACAAUGAAGCAGUCCGCUGUGGUAACAUCCACCUGUGACUCUCUCGCCACGGUCUGUUCAGGCGCAGACUGCCUCGUUCCUCCCAGUAACUUUAACGCCAUCCUGAGCACCGUGUUGAGCGCGGUGCUCACCGUGAUGCUGGCCUUGGUCAUGUUCGCCAUGGGGUGCACCGUGGAGGCCUCAAAGCUGUGGGGCCACAUCAAGAAACCCUGGGGCAUUGUCAUCGGCUUCCUCUGCCAGUUCGGCAUCAUGCCCUUCACGGCCUUUGCGCUCUCUUUAGCCUUCGGGGUGCUUCCAGUGCAGGCCAUCGUCAUCAUCAUCAUGGGCUGCUGUCCUGGAGGAUCCAGCUCAAACAUCAUCUGCUACUGGCUGGAUGGAGACAUGGAUCUGAGUAUCAGUAUGACUGCUUGCUCCUCCAUCCUGGCCCUGGGCAUGAUGCCGCUCUGUCUGUUCGUUUACACCAACACCUGGACUUCCAGCGACUCCAUAAAGAUUCCUUUUGACAGCAUCGGAAUCACACUUGCAGCCCUCCUUAUACCCAUUGCAGUGGGAAUUUAUGUAAAAAGCAAGUGGCCUCAAACGGCGAAAAAGAUCCUCAAGGUGGGUUCUAUUGCCGGGUUUGCGCUCAUCAUCAUCAUAGCCGUGGUUGGAGGAGUCCUCUACCAGUCCUCCUGGGUCAUUUCUCCCUCCUUGUGGAUAAUUGGAGCCGUCUAUCCGUUCAUUGGGUUUAGCCUGGGUUUCUUUUUGGCCCGGUUUGUGGGCCAACCUUGGUACAGGUGUCGAACAAUUGCACUAGAAACCGGUUUCCAGAACGCCCAGCUGUGCAGCACCAUUGUCCAGCUGUCCUUCAGCGCUGAAGAGCUGGAGGUCAUGUUUGCGUUCCCGCUCAUCUACAGCAUCUUCCAGCUCGUAGCUGCACUCUGCGCCGUGAUCGCCUUCCAGGGAUAUAAAAGGUUGUGUGGAAAAGGUGAUGAUGGGCUGGACAAUGAGGCCAGGACCCGAGACGAUGACGACACAAUUAAACCGACGGGCUACGCUCUGGACAACAAGGCUUUUGACUCUGAUGAACUGAAAGGCACCUACACAAACAUAAAACUGUGAGACUUUAAACCUGCUGAAGACCAUGGCGUUCUAGAACUGUGAACACACACUGCCCUCUGCAGGCUGAAAUGUGCAAAACAUGCAACAGUUGGGCUGUCUGCAAAGAUUUCUGGCUGAAAUACCAGCAGUCACAUGGGGGAAAGUGCUGGAAAGUGUUUUAAACAUACAGUCCUGAUUUCUUUUAAUUUAUUUAUGUAGAUAUUUAAAAACAGCAUCCGGUAACUUCCUGUUUCCUAGUUCAGAAACUGAAUGUUCGGGGCUGUUUUAGAAGAUUUACUCAGAUAUAUUUUAAACUUAGUAUAACUGAAGAAUAAUUUUGUGACUGAAAUGACAGAAUAGGGACACUGAAAGAAGGAGAAACGAGGUUGUGACAAAGUUAAUGUUUACAGGAAGCUUGAUUUCAGGCUCUUUAUUAUGUCGAAAUUCAUAUAUUAGAACUUUGGUCACAACUUGUGAGUGAAAUCCUCCUUUCAGAACAUUUACAUUAUCCUGAAAGUAGACCAAUAAAAGGGGGACUGAAGUAAAGCAAUCACCCAAAAUUGCUAUUUGUUCUGAUCCAGAUCCAACCUCCUGUGGGUUUCUUCUCCGUUUCGAUUUUCUCAUUUUCUACUUUGUUUUUAACAUUUUACACUGAGACUCUUUUUAUAAUAAAACAAUUUUUGUGCAAUAUUGAUAAUUUUUCAUCAAACUGAAGUCACAUACACAGUACCUACUCUUUACUGCAACAGCUAUGUAUUAUUAAAUAUAUAUAUUGUAUUACUUGAGUUUUUAUGAGUACUGAAAUAAAAUGCUUGUAUAAAAUGUAAUUUAUCAGCUGUUGUCAAAAUGCUCUCUGAGAAAUUGUGGAUUUGUUGUAAUAAAACUGUAUUUUUGUUGUAAUGGUUCUUGUUUAGACAUGAAUGAAAUUACUUUUGACAUCUUGACUUGCAUAAAUAAACUCCUGGCAAGCUGUGCUGUCU
This is a messenger RNA of Fundulus heteroclitus (mummichog), 2213 nucleotides long. RefSeq names its product solute carrier family 10 member 2 (gene slc10a2). The record is from RefSeq and is a predicted model, not a curated record. The transcript has 6 exons. Bases 145 to 1254 code for a protein of 369 amino acids. Lineage: Eukaryota; Metazoa; Chordata; Actinopteri; Cyprinodontiformes; Fundulidae. Gene Ontology annotation, molecular function: bile acid:sodium symporter activity. Gene Ontology annotation, biological process: bile acid and bile salt transport. Gene Ontology annotation, cellular component: apical plasma membrane.